GGGUAGAGCCCAGGGAUGCCCCUGAGAGCAGGUGUGGCUCUUUUGGCCCAGGACGCCCUGCGGAAGAUCAUCACCACGCUCGCCGUGAAGAACGAGGAGAUCCAGAACUUCAUCUACGCCCUCAAGCAGAUGCUGCAGAAUGUGGAGGUAGUGGGGGCCCCCGGCACACCUGGCUCUGUAGGGCUCCCCCUGUUCUGUGGGGCUGGCAUCACAGGCCCCCAUCACCUUCCUGUCUGCCCCCCCAUCCUCCUAUCAUCUCCCUUCCAUGACAGCAGCCCCCCAGCAUGGCAGCGCCCCCUGUUGCCCCCACAACUGCACCAGCAUGCUAUGUCCUUGGCCACGGAAUUUGCUGCGCCCCUGACUGCCCCCUGCCCCACUGCACCACACUGUGUUCUGCUGCAGAACCAGCUGGCCGCCUGCACCAAGGCACUGGAGAGCUCCGAGGAGCUGCUGGAGACGGCCAACCAGACGCUGGAAGGAGCCGAGAACCACGACUUCCACCAGGCUGCCAAGCAGAUCAAGGAUAGCGUGACAAUGGCCCCUGCGUUCCGGCUCUCGCUCAAGGCCAAGGUGAGCGACAACAUGAGCCACCUGAUGGUGGAUUUCGCCCAGGAGCGCCGCAUGCUGCAGUCCCUGAAGUUCCUCCCAGUUCCCAGCGCUCCGGAGAUCGACAUGGCGGAGUCGCUGGUGGCCGACAACUGCGUGACGCUGGCCUGGAGGAUGCCUGAUGAGGACAGCAAGAUCGACCAUUACGUCCUGGAGUACCGCAAGACCAACUUCGAGGGGCCCCCGCGGGUGAAGGAGGACCAGCCCUGGAUGGUGAUCGAGGGCAUCAAGCAGACAGAGUACACCCUAACUGGGCUCAAGUUCGACAUGAAAUGCAUGAAUUUCCGCGUGAAGGCCUGUAACAAGGCAGUGGCAGGGGAGCUUAGUCCAGGUCUGACCGUGCCCAGGGCUCCGUCUCCAGCUUUCAUGUUCCGCCUGGACGCCAGCACUUGUCACCAGAACCUGAAGGUGGAGGAGCUGAGCGUGGAGUGGGACGCCAUGGGGGGCAAGGUGCAGGACAUCAAGGCCCGGGAGAAGGACGGGAAGGGCAGGACGGCGUCUCCGGUAAACUCCCCUGCCAGGUAAACCCCCCCCCCCCCCAGGGGAACCCAAGGCCGGGACGCCCACUGAGAAUGCCCCAUCCCCCCCCAUCCCUCCGCAGGCGACACGCUGAUCGACGGGGGCGACCACUACUGGGAGGUGAGGUACGACCGGGACAGCAAAGCCUUCGGCGUGGGCGUGGCCUAUCGGACCCUGGGCAAGUUCGACCAGCUGGGCAAGACGUCGUCGUCCUGGUGCGUCCACCUCAACAACUGGCUGCAGGUCAGCUUCACCGCCAAGCACAACAACAAGGCCAAGGCCCUGGACGUGCCCGUGCCCGACUGUAUCGGCGUCUACUGCAUCUUCCCCGAAGGUUUCCUGUCCUUCUACAACGCUCGAACCAAGCAGCUGCUCCACACGUUUAAGGCCAGAUUCACCCAGCCGGUGCUUCCUGCCUUCAUGGUUUGGUGCGGCAGCUUCCACGUCUACUCGGGACUGCAGGUGCCCAGCACUGUCAAAUGCCUCCAGAAACGAAACAGCGCCACCAGCAGCUCCCACGGGCACCUGGUGCUGGCAGAAGACAGGACCUUGGGCAAGCAGGACUCGGGCUGGCUGUUCUGGUUCCCGCGGACCGAGGUGGGGGAGGGACCGAGGAGCACCCCAGAGUCCUGGGGAGCAGCGACAGGCCCCGAGAACGUUCCACAUGCUCGGCUCUGA
Molecule: messenger RNA, 1803 nt
Organism: Pelodiscus sinensis (Chinese soft-shelled turtle)
Lineage: Eukaryota; Metazoa; Chordata; Testudines; Trionychidae
Source: RefSeq, a predicted model, not a curated record